Pistacia vera is the source of this 786-nucleotide messenger RNA. Its product is annotated as methylesterase 10-like. Lineage: Eukaryota; Viridiplantae; Streptophyta; Magnoliopsida; Sapindales; Anacardiaceae. Gene Ontology annotation, molecular function: methyl salicylate esterase activity; methyl jasmonate esterase activity; methyl indole-3-acetate esterase activity. The record is from RefSeq and is a predicted model, not a curated record. Gene Ontology annotation, biological process: jasmonic acid metabolic process; salicylic acid metabolic process. Bases 1 to 786 code for a protein of 261 amino acids. The transcript is spliced from 3 exons.
AUGGCGAAACAGAAGCACUUUGUUUUCGUUGAAGCAGCUUGCUUUGAUAUGGAAUUGCAUUGGUUACAUGUUAGGAUGGAGCUCAGAUCAGCUGGUCACGGAGUCACUUGUAUAGACCUGGGAACUACUGGGUUUAAUACCAAAAAAUGGGAUGAGGUUCUUAAUCUUUCAGAAUUCUUGCAGCCACUCACAGGAUUCCUACGCUCUCUCAGACCUCCACAGAAAGUGAUUUUGGUCGGUCACAGCUAUGGUGGCCUCAGUAUAUCUCUGGUCACCGAGAAAUACCCGGAAAAAGUCUUGGCCGCAGUGUUUGUUUCGGCCUUUAUGCCUAAUCACAGAACUCCCCCGGGAUUUCUCUUACAAGAUUAUCUGGACAGGACUCCAAGGCAGUCCUUCAUGGAUAGCCAGAUAAAAUACGACAAUGGCUCGGAAAAACCUCCAACGUCGAUUCGCUUUGGUUACGAAUACUUAAGGACCAAGGCGUAUAAGAACUGCCCCCUCCAUACAUAUGUGAGCGGCUUCUGGACGGCAAGAACAACAAGGUUUUUGCUGGAAGAGUUGUCCCAAGAAAAUCUGUUGACAAAAGAGAGGUAUGGCGCAGUGGAUCGAUAUUAUGUGAUGAGUGAAGAGGAUGAUGUGAUAAAGCCAGAUUUCCAGAGGGAAAUGGUCGAGAAUUACCCUCCACAACAAGUGGUGAUGAUAAGGGGAGCUGAUCACAUGAUCAUGCUUUCUAAGGCUGCAGAGUUAAUCAAAACCUUGAAAGAUAUUGCUCUCAAAUAUAAAUGA